AUGUCAUUGGUACAACUGGCAAACGUCUGUGCACAUCUUCAGAACUGUACGCGGGUGCAUUUCAACAUGGCUGCUGUUCCCUUCACCCGAUUACACCUCCAAGUAGCCACUGGUUUAUAUAAACAUGGAUUUAUCAAGGGUAUUCAAAAGGGUUCAAUUGCUGGACCUGACUUGGUUCCUACCGAAGUAACUCCGGACAACAUUGCUACCAGAAGACUUUGGCUGAACCUAAAAUAUAAAAACAGCAAACCAGUUCUUUCUAAGCUAUCUUUAGUGUCCAAACCCAACAGAAGACUAGUACUUACCAAGCAGGAAAUCAAGGCUCUAGCUAGUGGGCUGAAGGUGCGUAUCAUCGAUCCAUUACAACCUGGAGAAGUUAUGUUUGUGAAACUUCCUCGUAGUAAGGAGCUUAUCGAGUUGCAGGAAGCUGCUGAUAGAUACGUUGGAGGGGAAGUUCUUUGUCGUGCUAGAUAA
Molecule: messenger RNA, 474 nt
Organism: Komagataella phaffii GS115
Lineage: Eukaryota; Fungi; Ascomycota; Pichiomycetes; Pichiales; Pichiaceae
Product: mitochondrial 37S ribosomal protein MRPS8
Exons: 1
Coding region: 1-474 (157 amino acids)
Biological process (GO): translation
Cellular component (GO): ribosome
Molecular function (GO): structural constituent of ribosome
Source: RefSeq, a predicted model, not a curated record